CAAAGUACAGCGCACUGGGUUGUCUCAGACACAAUGUCUCACAAAGAAUCAACCCGGAAAAACAGUUUCACACAGUAUUUAUAGUAUUUCUCGUCGUUCUGUCUUCCUCCUCCUCUCGUUUUGGCUCCUCCAAUAGCACGCUCUUUCUUUGUCUUCAGCGAGUGGUGUUCAUCACUUGUUUCCCUCCACUUCUGCCAGAUUCUGAAAAACAACAUUUCAUCCCCCACCCUACUUUCUAGAGAACACACUGCAUUCUUUACCUGUUACAAAACUAUGUGUGUGCGUGCAAUUUCACCCUAUUUCACGACCAACUGACCUUUGGCUCAGUUCCUCCUUCCACUCACACACACACACACAGACACAUUCUGUUGCAAGCACAUCAUUAUCAGCACAUAGCUUGGGUAUCAAAUGCAUGUAUUAAAACACUCACAAUAUUAUGACUUCACCUCUUAAUAAGACAAAACUAUCUAAAUGAUUAAAUGUACUUACGUAACUGAUUAAAUGAUUAAAUCCCUCAAUCCCUCUCUUAACCUCUGAAAGAGGUCACAAUGUUUUGCUCAUCCUCACCAACAUCAUCUGUCACAUAUGUGGCUAACAGGGGCAUGCUAUAAGGCGGGGGGUUGUCUUUUUUCUCUAUUGCUUCCACAAUCAGUCGGUUGCACAGGGAUCUGAUACAUGGUAUACAGCAACAUCCACAUGUCACUAGGAUGGCUAGAAACACUGCUAUCGAAACCACUAUGGACAUCACUAAAGCCUUCCAUUUUAUGUGGUAGUCCCCUUAGUGUAAUUAAAUUCCAUGCCCCCAUAUUGCUUCAAACAUGAAUCUAUGGGGAGUGAUCUCUUAUGCCUAGUUACAUUUAAUUCUUGUUGAGACUUUUCUAUUCCAAAAAUUAUUCCCACAAUGUUGACGGUGAUGAUGAGGAGUAAUCCCAUACAUGGCCAAUUUUCCCACAACCUCAUGGUUAAAUUUAGAACAAUAUAAAAAUUUGGAAAAAUCAGAAAAAUCCUAUCUAGAGAUUAUGACAUACACUUAUAAUGCUUAUGUUGCGUUUUCUACUGUGCCUGCGUCUGUAAUUUCACCUUCAGCACCCUCCCUCUCUUGGACCUGAUACUGCAACAGAAAUACACAUUUCUUCAUCCCGUAUCCUGUUACAUUUUACAGAAGAUUACAAAUUAUCACGUGGAUUGAGUGUAAUUCAGAUUAUUCUAAAGAUCUCGAUAUCUAGUUCACAGAGUGAAGGUGUGUCCUAAAACCUGUUCAUACACGUGUACCUCAAACUAGUCAGAAAUUCCGAUCACACGACUAGAUUGCCUAAAACUGCUGUUCGUCCUCUGCUUUUUGGGAUUAAUGUGAACUCUUGAAAUUAACUCAAACGCGUCCACAAUGGCUGAUUCAGAUGAAGACGGCGCCAUGGCCUAUUUCACAUUUCCGGGUUUCUCAGCAGCUGAAAUCCAGACACAGAAGAGAUGUCUCGUUCAUCUAAGCGUUCUAAUAAAACAUUCAUUGAGAAGAAGCUUGGUUCGGCUCUAAGAUUCUUUCGCCGGAACAGAGAUGACUGAGAAGAAGAGGCCCAUCACUGUGUUUGUGACUGUACUGUGGAAAUGGCCAGACACAGAAGACAUGUCUUGGUCAUUUACUCCUUCUAAUAAAACAUUCACUGACAAGAAGGUUGGUACGUCCCUAAGAUUAUCACGGUGGAAGACAGCUUUUCAGCAGCAGCCACCUCCAGUCUGGUUUGCUGAUAACAGUGAUGAAGAGCCAGGCUCAGUCACAUUACCAAGCUCCAGUAAUGAGCCCAAUACACCAGAAUGGGCAGUGUCAGAAGCAGAGCCAGGACCCCGUUGUUUCAUGCCAGAGACUCUCACUGUGAAAGACAUAGCAGGGCCAGACACAGAUGACAUGUCUUGUUUAUCUAGGCGUUCUAAUAAAACAUUCACUGACAAGAAGGUUGGUUGGGCGGAACACUCACGGUGGAAGACAGGGCCAGACACAGAUGACAUGUCUUGUUUAUCUAAGCGUUCUAAUAAAACAUUCUAUGGAUUUGUGGAACAUGGUUUGACUAAAAGAUACUCACGCCAGAAGACAGAGUGGACAGAGGCUGUGGAUCGAUAUAAGAUGUCAAUCAAGCAGAAAUAUAUUCAGGAUGAGGAUCAACUCCUGGCAAAACUGUAUACUGAACCUGUCAUCAUUCAGCAAAUGAUAAAUGGUGGUUUUAAGAAUGUUCAUGUGGAUGAGUUGUUUGAACCAAAUUCACCAUUUCAUGAGUCUAUCGUCAUUCUUCAAGGCAAUUCUGGUAGUGGCAAAUCCUAUACAGCACAGAAGAUCUUGUUAGACUGGGCAUCUGGAGAACGUUACCAUGACUUUGAUUUAGUUUUCUAUCUAAGAUGUGAAGAGCUGGUGUGUGUUAAUGAGGAGAUGAGCUUGUUUGAGCUCCUGAGCUGGAGUUGUAGUUUAACAUCAGAUCAGAUCUCAGUGAUCCUUGAGUAUUCAUCAAACAAAGUGCUUUUCCUCGUUGAUGGAUUUGAUGAGUUUAGAUUCCAGUGUAAUGACUUUUACAGGUUUCAUCCAUCUGCGAAAGUCUUACCUGAGGUCCUUGUUUCUGCCCUGCUGAGGGGACAUAUCCUGCCCAGAUCUACCCUGAUGAUCACUACUAGAACUAAAGUUCCACAGGAAACAUUGUUGAAAACAUCACAGCGUUUCACAAAGAUAACGGGCUUUUCAGAGAAAAAGAUUGAGGAGUAUUUCCAGAAGUUCUUUCAGGAUGAGGAUCUCUUCUGGAAAGCCUAUAAUUCUGUGAAGGCAAAUGAAACUCUGUUCACUGCCUUUUCCAGUCCUCUUAUCUGCUGGAUCGUCUGCACAGUUAUCAGAGAAAGAUUCAAUGAUGGUUCAGAUGUAACAAGUGGUCUGGAAACAACCACAUCAAAAUAUUUUGACUUUGUGUCCACUUUAUUGGAGAAUCAAGGUCACGGUUUGAGUGAGUCUGUCCUGACCCUGCUGAAGAGUCUGGGUCAGCUGGCAGAGAGAGGGCUGAUGGAACAACAAGUUCUGUUUGAUGAGAGAACCAUAAAUGAAACAGUUCAAGAUCCUGUUCACAAUCCAUUCCUGAACAAAUUCCUUUUAGAAAAAAGAAUCCAGCAGGAAACAAUGUACAGAUUCAUGCAUCUCAGUUUUCAGGAGUUCUUCACAGCUCUGUAUUAUGUCUUACUUGAUGAAGAUGAGUCGCAGAAGAAAGUCAGAGAGCUGCUUCAUGCAGUAGAGAGAGGAUGGGCUUUGUCCUGUUGGUCUGAUGCAAACUUUACAGUUGCAGAUAUAACAAUAAGAAGAUCAAAACAUCUGCAGUCUGUGAUUCUGUUCCUCUGGGGUUUCUGUAAGAACAAAUCCAUCAACUCAUUCUUUGAAAAGCACAAUGUGACUGUUCCUGUCAACAUAGAAACCCAGCUGAAGGAAUGGAUCCAUCAGUGUUCGCAGAGAUAUCAACAUGAAAACAUGCUCUUCAUUCUUCAUUGUCUCCAUGAGCUUCAUGACAAGAGCUUCACUGGGAAAGUUUUGGAAGGUUUGAUUCUGAUAGAUCUGUCCAACAUUUCACUAAACUGGACAGACUGCAGUGUGCUGAGGUUUUGUUUACAGUGCUGUCAACACAUAAAAAACCUGAGACUCAAGAUAACAUCUGAAAAUCUGAAGAUUCUUCAGCCUGCACUGUGUAGUUGUGAAGAGCUGUGCUUUAUGACAGAUCACCUUUCAGUUCAUUUUGGGGAUUUAAUCUCAUCUCUUGGAGAAGGAAGGAUACUAAAGCAACUGAUUAUACGGGUGAGUAAAAAGUGGAGAAAAAACUACUUGGAGCAACUAAUAAUUGCAGCAUCCAAAGAUGGAGAUCUCUGGUUGUGUGUUAGUGGCUCCAAAUGUACGAGUCAAUCACCACUGUUGCUCUCAGAGGUAACUUUCUGCUGUUCAUACUCAGAGAUUUCCACUUUCGGGUGGAAGAUCAUUCUGCAGAGACUCAAGACAUUUCCAAGCAAUAUGUCCAAAGGGACUCUGUUAGAAGUCAUACAAUCUGUGCCUGGUUUGAAGAAAGUCCAUCUGCAGGUGGACAGCUUGAAUGAUAAAUUGAAAUCUACAAUCCUUUCCAUCAUCCGGACCUCUCCCUGUCUCAACGAACUCAGGAUAAAUGCCACCAUUUCAUUUAUUCCAUUGAUGCUAACACAGUCCCUGAAGAAAUCACUGAGAAGCAAUGGUUGGACCCUGACAGUGAGGAGGAGUUCAAUUUUGAUUGAACGUGACCGAACAAGUUUGAUAGAGGGGAAGGUGAAGACUGUUACUGUGAACAAGGACGGGAGUUUGAAUUCUGUGUCAGGUGUGUCAAUGGAAGCUGAAUUAUAUUCCACGGGUCAACCGUCUUUAGAUGCAGAAGUAUUUACACCUGAAUAUGUUGACAGAGACGAUGAGACCAUAAGAAUGAACAAACACAGGUUUCUUUCUCCGUAUGCUGGUUCGUUUCGAUGCAGUUUGACCAAUCUUGUGUUUGUGAUGGAGGGUAAAGGAGAGAUGCUCUAUAAAAUUGUGUCCUGGGAUCCACGACUCUUAGAUGGAGUGGUUCAGAUGCAGCCUGCUGGACCCUUGUACAAUAUUGACUGUUUUGAAGGUUCAAUCUCACAACUGUACCUUCCACACUGUGAAAUUCUCUCUGAAACUAAAGAUAGUUUGGCGGUUGCACGUUUCACUGAUGGUAAUGUAGAAAUACUGCAGCCACUCAAAGUGACGGAAACUCAUGUGAUUGUUGACAUCACAAAGCUCUCUAUGUUUGGGCUCUUAAAGAUCAUAUUCCCUGACUCUCCUGUCAGUGCACAAGUGUUGCUUUUUCUUCGACCAAUAACUGUUGCAAAGAAGCAGAAAAUAUUGAACGUACACUUGCUUCCAUGGAAUGUGCCCCUGCCAGAGGUUCAAAGCCGACAUCAGGAGAAAUCAUACAUCGAGACAAGCUCAAUCUGUCAUCUGAUUCCUGGAAGAAAUUACAGACUGUGUUGUCACCCAGAGAAAUGUGAAGUGCAGCCUCCGGAUGAGGUGUUUGAGUGUAAUUUUGGCCCAAACUUUUACCCUACAUAUCAAGUGUUUCUGGAUGUGAGCAUUGAGGAGGUCAGACUUGGUCUUCUGGAUACAACUUAUAAAGAGAAAGAAGUGUGGAAGCAACGACGAGUUCCUCUCUCAGUUUUCUUAACAACAACAGGUCAAGAAGUAGAACCUACUGCUGACAAAAGAUUAACAGGAUCUGCAUUUUUGCACAAGCACGGACCUCAGUUGAUUCAGAAAGUCAAAUCAGUGAUGGAGAUAGCUGACUGUCUGAGAAGUAGAGACAUGAUUACAAGUGAAAAGUACGACAAGGUGCAUACUGCUGAACCACCUCAGGAGAAGAUGAGAAUCUUGUUAACUGUUCUUGAGUCAGAAACUGUAAAAGAAGAAUUCUACAGACUACUAGAAGAAAAAAUACCCCUUGUAGUAGAUGAAUUGAAAUCUUUAGAGCUGAUGUAGAUGCUCAAGAAAACAUCAAAGAACAACUUAAUUUGUUUCUGUGCUCUGCUACCAGCGAGAUGCAAACUGGCAGAAUUGCCCAAACUGUCUCAUGGCACAUUCGUGACAUAGUCACGAAAAUUUAAAAUCCAUUCAUUCGUGUUCAUGGCACAAAUUCACAAAAUGUUUUCGUGCACUCAGCACGAUUAUACGUGUGUAUACAUUUAUAUGUUUAUAACCUGAUACCAGAGCAAGUUGUACAUAUUUCACAAGAUGGCUAUAAACUACCCCUUACCCCACUUAAACCCUAAAAUCACAGGUGCAAAGGCUAAUUUUAUAAAACAAACGCAUUUUACGAGAUGUUUCAGUCAAGGUGGCUUACACAAACUUCCUUGAGACUGGGUUGGAAUUGCAUACUUCCCAAAGUACAGGGUGUGGGAAUGCUAUCAAAAGUAAUUUUGGUAAUACUGAUGUUCACCUGUUGCAUUUUAGAAAUAUAUUUUGUAUUCAAAUCAAUGUGGUGUGGAAAAUCCUCAUCAGUCCUAUGCUAUGGCAGAGUAAAUACAUAGACACUUAGGGCAGUUUCGGUUUUAUGCGAUCACUUGUUUUAUGCAAAUUGAAAAUAAACUUGACUGCAAAUGUCAGCUAAUAACAUGAAUACCCUUAAAAAGGUGCUUUGUGAGGCUUUAGAAGAACAGUGUAUACAAGAACCUCUUAUUUAAUAUAUUAUCAGUGAAACUGAAAAAGUUUGUGUUUGUUUUAAGUUGUUAAGUUUAGGAUGUAUAAUGACUUUCGACUGCAGAUAAGAAAAUUGCUUUUGAUCAUUAGUAACCUUGUUUUAUUUUUGUUUUGCUUGUUUUUAGCCAAUUUUGAAUAGAAGGUUACGGCCUGUUCUUCGUGUCCUGCUCAACAAAUUAAUUUGUCAGGAUAAAAUUAAUUCUUACUGCUGUUUUCGAUUACUUUUUUGUCAAAGAUUUUAAUUAAGUUAUUUUUGUUCAUUUUAAUAGUCAAAAUGCACUUCUCGAGCUCUAUAAUUGAAAUUCUUACUACGAAACGCAUUAGAGUGCUCUGUAAUUAUAAAAAUGAAUAUAUGUCAAUGGAAAUGUAAGUCUCUUUGCAAUUAUUAUAAGAAAGAAUUAAAUUAGACAGCUCUCAAAAUUGAAUCCUAUUAGUAAAAAUACAUAAAAGAUGAGCAAAGCUGGGAAUAUUGAAAGCAAAUCUUUUUUUGCAUUACAUUUCUUUUUCAUAAAAUGAAUCCCCUUUUUUACAUUUUAAUAUGAUUUUUUAUUUAAAACUCUGUAUUUUUAUGGCAU
Messenger RNA from Triplophysa dalaica, 6816 nucleotides. RefSeq names its product NOD-like receptor family B, member 5 (gene nlrb5). The transcript is spliced from 28 exons. Gene Ontology annotation, biological process: regulation of apoptotic process. NCBI's taxonomy places the organism in Eukaryota, Metazoa, Chordata, Actinopteri, Cypriniformes, Nemacheilidae. The record is from RefSeq and is a predicted model, not a curated record. The coding region runs from base 1553 to 5524 and encodes 1323 amino acids. Gene Ontology annotation, cellular component: cytoplasm.